Poecilia latipinna (sailfin molly) is the source of this 2630-nucleotide messenger RNA. It is a transcript of the gene mettl9, whose product is annotated as methyltransferase 9, His-X-His N1-histidine. Bases 258 to 1169 code for a protein of 303 amino acids. NCBI's taxonomy places the organism in Eukaryota, Metazoa, Chordata, Actinopteri, Cyprinodontiformes, Poeciliidae. The record is from RefSeq and is a predicted model, not a curated record. Gene Ontology annotation, molecular function: protein-L-histidine N-pros-methyltransferase activity. The transcript has 6 exons.
GCAAAUAAGGAAGUGCAUUAUGCGGAAGUAACUUCUUGUUUUUGUUGUAUCAGGGCAGAGACUCACAUGGCUUUAAACCUAACUGGACGUUGUUAGUUCUACCCCAGUAGACAGUAUUGUUUUUUCACCCCUGAAGAUUAAGAAGAUUUAAACAGUAGCAGGUGUCCUUAAACCCACCGCGCCCUCCUCAGCUGAGAACACUGAUUUUUGUAGCCUGGGUGCUGGGCUACGUGGCCUUCCUGCUCUCCUUCAAGAGGAUGUGGACAGGGAAACACAUCCGAAGUCCGCUGGUCCGCUCUCUCUUUAUGAGUAUGGUGACCGAGGGUGAGGCGGGAAUAGCUGACCAGCUGGAGUGGUACCGGUGCUGUCCGGACCUGCUGGGAGAAUCGGUGCGCCCCCUGUUCGUCCAGAGCCACAUGGACACUGACACCAAGGCGUUUCUCAAGCACAGCCAGGAGAAGUCCGGCUGGCUUUUCACACAGCUCUAUCACUCUCUGGUAUCAACUGUCCUCAGUCCCAUGGUGUCGCGCACCUCCAUCAACGGCUUUCUGGGCCGGGGCUCCAUGUUCGUCUUUUCCGCCGAUCAGUUCCAGCAGUUGCUACGGAUCGGCCCGGACUGGGAGGCCGACAGGCUGCUGGAUCUCGGAGCCGGGGACGGAGGAGUCACGGAGGUCAUGGGAGUCCACUUCAAGCAGGUCUACGCUACUGAGGUCUCGCCACCAAUGAAGUGGCAUCUCCAGAGGAGGAAUUACACGCUGCUGGGUAUAGAUGAGUGGCAGCACACUGGUUUCCAGUAUGACGUAAUCAGCUGCCUGAACCUGCUGGACCGCUGUGACGACCCUCUGCAUCUCCUGCGGGACAUCAGGAGCUCCCUGGUCCCCAAGACAGGAAGACUCGUCUUGGCUGCUGUGCUUCCCUUCCAACCUUACAUUGAAGUCGGAGGGAAGUGGGAGCGUCCAAAAGAGCACCUUAAAAUCGUGGGAAAGACGUGGGAGGAGCAAGUCACAAAUCUGUGCAGUGAGGUUUUCAAGCGGGCAGGUUUUGAGUUGGAGGCCGUGACCCGACUGCCGUACCUCUGCGAAGGCGACAUGUAUAAUGACUACUAUGUACUGGAUGAUGCGGUUUUUGUUCUCAAGGCAUCAGAGGACGCUGGAGAUUCUCCUCAGUGAGAAUGGAACUGAUUGUCGGGGUGGAGGAUGCGCUCCAAAUGUUUUAGGGGUUCUUUUUUUUCUUCAUGGGUGUUAGUGCAAUGUAAAACGUGUCGUUCUUGCAAGUCAUCCGUUUCCGACUUGGGUGGAAAUGGGGAGUCGCACGUGAAGCUCAGGUGCUGCGGUCUAGAACUUUUGGAUCCAGAGAUACCUCAACUAUUUAAGCAAUAAAGGAAAAAAAAAAAAAAGAGAGAGAGGCUGUUGGGACAGCCACUAAAGAUUUAGUUCGUCUAACACAUCAUCACCGUGCUGUAAGUGUUAAUCUGUAAAGUCUUGUACUUGUGUUUUGUGUUGAGAUUUAAAUGUUGACAGUGAAGACAAACAUGUUGUUAUUUUAAUUUGGUUACUUUUAGUACAUUACAACAGCUGUAAAUACUAAAGGAAAAAGUAGAAUAUUCCUUACAUUUCCUGGUUACUGAGUAAAAGUUCAGCAAAAUGUGAACUUAUAACACUGCCUUUUGUGCUUUCUAUCAAAUUUAUUAGUAAAUGCUCUCAAAUUUGCUCACUAACCUGUAAAUCUGACAUGCAUAGGAGUGAACCUACGAAAACGGAGGCGGGCUGAAUCAUUUUAGGGCCCGGGGCAAAAUUAAAGACAAGAACCCACCUUUUUUUUUUAUACCAUUCAGUUUUCUGAUACUUUUUCGUUGUCUAAGAACUACUUGCAGUUUCCCGCUGUUUUUACUGCUGCGAGCGGUUUAGUAUUGUAUAAUUGUUUCAGACUCAGUAAGAUCUUGAUUAAUUUUAUCUGUAUCUGUGGAUGUUGCCUUCUGGGACAAAAUGCUUUUAGCAGUUGAUUUUUAUUUUUUUCUUGCUCAUGGCUGGAAUCGGUAACUUAGAUUUCUGCAGUGUUAAUUUUAAAUGGGCCACUUGGUCUUGAAAGAUUUAAUGUCAUAUUACGCACAUAGAGGAAGGUGAAGUAGCCAUUAUGGUCUCUGUGUUACAUUGACUGUAAAUGGGGGGAAACACUAAGAUUAGAGAAAUGCCUACACUUGGCACAAAUUGCAAGCUGUGCUGAUUUAAGAAAAAAAGAACUUUGCAAAAUAUUUAUACAAGGUUUUCUGGAAGUACAGCUGACAAAAUUACAGCUUUUAGGCCUGGUGGCUAAAAUCAGGUUAUAUGUUGAACAAGAGCAAAAAUGUAAAGUUCUAAUGGCACCUUAGAGCUAUUUAACACUUUUUUCUGACGUGUUCAUUUUGGAGGUUUUUCUACAAAUAUGUUAAGUCUAGCUCUGACAUAUGUCAUCGGUUGGUUUUGAAUUUAAUAAUGUGGAAUCUAUUGUUUUUAUUGUGUUUUUGUCCCCAACCAUUUGACCAUAAAAUAAGGUUUGUGUUCCAGUUGAUGGUGCCAAAUGACAAUUCAGAAAUGUGCCAUGAUGUUUUUAUGAGUAAAAGUUGUGUUCCUGAAUAAAAACUAACAAUUUUU